Molecule: messenger RNA, 2677 nt
Organism: Arachis duranensis
Lineage: Eukaryota; Viridiplantae; Streptophyta; Magnoliopsida; Fabales; Fabaceae
Exons: 18
Coding region: 1-2454 (817 amino acids)
Source: RefSeq, a predicted model, not a curated record
AUGUUGUUGUCCUUACUGAGUAAGCGCUCAUUAGAGGUUGAUUCCAGGGAUUCUUAUGGAUUUGCAUUGAGGCCUCAAUACGCACAAAGAUACAGAGAGUAUUCUUCAAUCUACAAGGAGGAGGAAGGUGAAAGAUCAUAUAAAUGGAGAAGCUUCCUUGGAGAGGCACCCAACUCAGCAAAACCAAGUUCUCCAGAGAAAAAACACAAAGAAACAUCGGAAGUUGAAUGUAAUGAGGUAAAAGAAGAGAGUAGUUCAAAUAAAGUAUGCAAAGAAGAUGAUUUAAGCAGUAAGAAUAUUUCUGAAGGCACUAAAGAGGUUGGUGUAGGGGGUGUUAGUGAAGGAGGUGACUUAAGUGGCAAUAAGUCUUCUGGAGUUAAUGAGAUAAAAGAAGGCACUAGUGCAGGAAGGGUUUGUGAAGGGGGUAAUUCAAGUGGCAGAAAGGUUGUUUUUGAUAGCUCAAUAGAAAACAGUUCAGAAAAGGAUUUGCACUAUUCAGAAGAAAGAAAGACACGUAAAGUUCAACGCUGGGCUGAAAUUAGGCCAUCUCUUAGUGCCAUUGAAAAAUUGAUGAGUUCUCGUUUCAAAAAGGGAAAUGAUGUGAAAGGCGAGAUAAGAAAUGGUAAUAAUGACCAUCUUCCAUAUAUAGAAAAAUCUAAACUUGGAGGAGGGGUUUCUGCAACGGAUGUUAAUAAGUCAAGUGCUGCGUUAGUGGUUGAAGAUUCACUUCAACAAUUCUCUCUAUGGAAAGAACUGGAGUUUCUUGUUCAGGGAGGCAUCCCAAAGGAUCUUAGAGGAGAGGUUUGGCAAGCCUUUGUAGGUGUAAAGACAAGGCGGGUUAAGAGCUAUUAUGAGGAUCUGUUAGCAAAAGAAACUAUCAAUGCUGAAAGCAAUGAGCAAAAUGAUACAUCCACUGCAUCUGGGAAGUGGAGAAAGCAGAUUGAGAAGGACAUUACAAGAACUUUCCCAGGACACCCUGCUUUGGAUGAACAUGGUAGAAAUUCCUUGAGGCGUUUACUCCUAGCAUAUGCUAGACAUAACCCCUCUGUGGGGUAUUGUCAGGCAAUGAACUUCUUUGCAGGUUUAUUGCUGCUUCUUAUGCCGGAAGAAAAUGCCUUUUGGACUUUUGUUGGCAUCAUUGAUGAUUAUUUUGGAGGUUGUUAUACAGAGGAAAUGAUAGAAUCCCAGGUGGACCAGCUUGUCUUUGAAGAAUUAAUGCGUGAAAGAUUUCCAAAACUGGUUAAUCAUCUGGAAUACUUGGGAGUGCAAGUUACAUGGAUAUCUGGACCUUGGUUCCUAUCAAUAUUUGUGAACAUGAUUCCAUGGGAAAGCGUACUUCGAGUUUGGGAUGUGCUUCUAUUUGAAGGGAACCGUGUUAUGCUAUUUCGAACUGCACUGGCCCUUAUGGAACUAUAUGGUCCUGCAUUAGUCACUACAAAGGAUGCAGGUGAUGCGAUUACUCUAUUGCAAUCACUUGCUGGUUCAACAUUUGACAGCAGUCAACUUGUCUUAACAGCUUGCAUGGGUUUUCUAGCUGUGACAGAGGAAAAAUUACAUGAACUAAGAGAAAAGCAUAGACCAUCUGUAUUAGAAGUAGUAGAAGAAAGGGCAAGGAAAGGAAGACUUUGGAAGGAUUCCAAAGGGAUUGCUUCUAAACUAUAUAGUUUCAAGCAUGACCAAGAACCGUUAGUAGAAGAAAAGAAGGUUAGUAAAGGAGAUGAUAUGGCCGCUAAUGAGGAAAUACCACGAUUAGAGUCUCAUUCCUCUGAUUUGGAUGAACUACUUCACAGUCUUAAUGUUGAUUCUGAAGUGGAUUCUCUACCGGAUCUCCAGGAACAGGUGGUUUGGUUGAAGGUUGAGUUAUGCCGAUUGCUGGAGGAGAAAAGAAAUGCAAUACUGAGAGCUGAGGAGCUAGAAACAGCUUUAAUGGAUAUGGUAAAGCAGGAUAAUCGACUGCAAUUGAGUGCAAGGAUUGAGGAAUUGGAGCAGGAAGUAGCCGAGUUACAACAAGUCCUUGCAGAUAAGAAAGAACAGGAAGUUGCCAUGAUGCAGGUCUUAGUGAAGCUAGAGCAUGAUCAGAAAGAUACUGAAGAUGCUCGUAAAAGAGCAGAACAAGAACUUGCAGCUCAAAAAUUAGAAGUUCAUAUCCUUCAGGAAAAGUAUGAGAAAGCCAUGAUAUCAAUUGCUGAGUUGCAAAAACGGGUGAUUGUUGCAGAAAGUAUGUUGGAGGCUACCCUUCAAUAUGAAUCUGGCCAAAACAAAGCACUUUCUUCACCAAGGGUUGGUGGUCGUCAAAGUCCACAUACAGAUAGCAACUCACGUUUUGGUCUACUUUUUGGACGUGGUUGGCUUGAUAAAAACAAGGGAAAGUCUAAUGCUGAGGAAUCCGGUGAAAGUUUGUCUUCCAAUGCCGCUUUGGGGACUGAAUCCAACGACCAAGAAAAGCAAACAUAGUACAUGCAGAGCCGCGAUGUUUGAGAGCUAGGAGUAGUUAGUUACGGCAGUUUCUGGUUUGCAUCAUUCUGUUUUUAUUUGUGAUAGUUGGCUGAAAGAAAGAUAAGAAAGAAGAAUCCACUUGUAUCACCAUCCAUUCAAAUCCGAGCCUUUCCUUCCGAAUUUUUUAUUACCCAUUAAAGUAUUAAACCAAACUAGAGAUAUAUGUCAGGGAUGCUAUAGA